AUGUCCCUCCCCUCCCUCUUCUCUUCACCCCGUCCAACACCCACCGAUGCCCUCUCGACGCCCACCUCUCAAGAUCAAUCCUCCACCGAGUCGCUCAUCAUCCCCCUCCUCAGCAAGCCCGACACUCUGCAUCGGCGCGAGCACAUGAUGUGGCUCCUCAGGCUCCUCUUUCGCGGUUUUCCAGACUCUUAUUCGAGUCAGGACGCGAGCCAGCCCUGGUUGAUCUAUUGGGUGCUGCAGUCGCUUAUCCAGCUAGGGGGAGUGAUGGAUCCCGAGUCGGCGAAGAAAGGAGUACAGACGAUAAUGCGGUUCUGGUCCCCGUCAGGUGGGUUUGCAGGAGGACCGUACCAGAACGCCCACGUCCUCCCCACGUACGCCGCUGUCUGCGCGCUGGCCAUAGUUGGCGGGCGGCCUGGCGAAGGCGGAGGAUGGGACCAGAUCGAUCGGUAUUGUAGGGCAAAGCUGUACGACUUCUUCCUUAGUUUGAAGCAGAGUGAUGGGAGUUUUAUUGUCUGCGAGAACGGGGAGGUCGACAUGAGAGGAUGCUACUGCCUGCUGUGUGUAGCGACGAUGCUAGAUAUCCUCACCCUCGAGCUGGUCGAAGGUCUGGCGGAGUAUAUAGCCAAUUGCCAGACGUACGAAGGCGGAUUCUCCUCCGCAUGCUAUUACCUCUCUUCUGCCCGUGGGAGACUAGGCGAAGCGCACGGAGGGUACACAUACUGCGCCUUGGCGUCCCUCUUCCUCCUGCGCCCUCUAGUUCCACACGUCUUCCACCUCAUCGACCUCCCCCGCCUUGUUCGGUGGGCCACGGGCAUGCAGGGGCUCCCUGUAGAGGGUGCUGGCUUCAGGGGAAGGACGAACAAGCUUGUUGACGGGUGUUAUUCUUGGUGGGUGGGGGGGAUGGAACCCUUGCUUCGGGAGUUGGUAAGGGAAAAAGCAGGAGGAGAAGGGGAGUGGGAAGACUGGGACGACGCUGUCUUCCAGAAAGAGGGCAUCCAACACUAUACACUUGCGAUCGCCCAACUCGCCCAAGGCGGGCUGAGGGACAAGCCUAGCAAGCCGCCCGAUGCGUACCACACAGCGUGCAACCUCGCUGGGCUAGCGACGGCGCAGCACCGGGUUGCCCGAAGCCCGCAGGUGAGGCAGCAGAUGCUGGGGAAGUGGGCGGUGGCCAGGAAUCCCCAGGUAGAGGAUCGGGAAGGGAGGAGGGAAGCAUAUUUGGCCAGCUGUGAAUGGGCGGAAGAUGAGGGUGCGGACGUCUACCUCGGGGGAGAGGAUAAUAGAGUCAACGCCGUGCACCCGUUGUAUAAUCUUACGAUUACGAGCGUGAGGAAGAUGAUGGGCCACUUUUAUGCGCAGGAACCGGUUAAGAGUUCUGUUGAUCAGGAUGACUGA
Molecule: messenger RNA, 1395 nt
Organism: Dacryopinax primogenitus
Lineage: Eukaryota; Fungi; Basidiomycota; Dacrymycetes; Dacrymycetales; Dacrymycetaceae
Product: terpenoid cyclases/Protein prenyltransferase
Exons: 7
Coding region: 1-1395 (464 amino acids)
Biological process (GO): protein farnesylation
Cellular component (GO): protein farnesyltransferase complex
Molecular function (GO): protein farnesyltransferase activity
Source: RefSeq, a predicted model, not a curated record